CACAGCUCGAACGAGGAAGCACUCCCAGAAAACCUUACUUGCCCUUGCGACCUUACCAGCGCUCUGGAAGACGCUCCGACAGCACAAGACCCCAACGGUGCCGGUAUCCGCGUUUUAGCACUGAGUAACGCCAUGUCAGAGUACGAAGACCUUGUUGAACUCGGUUUCGAAGGCGUUGACAAAUUUGCAACGAAAUACCAUGACGUUUUUGCAGAUAAAGUUGGAUCGCUGAAGCAUAAGAGAAAGAACAAGUUCAAGCAGGGCGCAAAGGGCCCAAAUGGCCCCGAAGGAGAGCGAAAAAUGGAUGGAGAUGCAGCGUUCACUGGUCCGCAGCCACCAUCGCACCGGUACGAACGCAACGAGCCGCUUCCUCCACCUGAGGAACAUUUAGGGAACUCGCAACUUCCCAUGCCAGGAUUUGGGCAGACAGCGGACAGACAGCGGCAGUAUCCGCCGUUUGUUCCGACUGCUCAGGGGAGACCGGAACCGUUGGCGCCGGAUAGAGGACCGCCCCCUUCUAUAGGUGCGCAAGUGCCACACUACUAUUACCCGCGUAACCUCGAUCCGUACGCCCAGUCUUUUGCUCCAUUCCCGAAGCAGCGUGCUAUGUCCGACCCAGGUGACUAUUCGAGCGAUAGUGAUUCCACACAGGACUUGGAAGAAGGGAAUCGAGACACGUACGAGCCAUACUCGACCAGUAAUAGGAGAGCAGAUAGGCGGAGCAACAGAGUGCGGCGUGAUCGAACAGCGGGUGACGUAUAUGCAAGCAAUCUAGAAGAGAAGUCCAUGUAUGGCUAUCGGCCAGAUGAACGCCAGGCAUUUAGGAGGGAUCAAAAUGCCUCUAGAAAGCUUGAAAACGGAGAGGAUCGUAUGCAAAUCUAUAGACGCAAUGGCGAUUUCGAGAAGCGUGUAGUGGAAGAAAGGGAGUAUUACAGCAGCACUCCCGACCGAUGGGCGAAUGGGACGCGGACUGGGGCGAUGAUGUCGCGACGACCAGAAACAGACGACUUCGAAGCUGCGCAUGGGCGAAGACGACCACGUCCUGCUCGAAGAGGCUCAUCUUGGUCUCCCCCUCGGCGUCGUUUGGACGAGGAUCAGGGUUCGUCACGACACGGGCAUGGGCCACGUGCCCGAUCACCAAACAGCUAUCGCACCAUCGGAACUAUUGUAGGAGCAUUGGCUGGAGGGCUAGCUGGAAGCCAAGUGAAGAAGAGUGAAGGCGUUCCCAAUACCAUGGCUGCGGUUGCGGGCGCUGUGGUGGGAGGUUUAGGAGCAAGGGAGGCGGAAAAGGCUAUAGACCGGCGUCGAGAGCAGCGGCGAGUUGAGGAUAGAUGGGGAGCAGAGCGUGAAGAACGGCGUGCUCGCAGGCGUUCAAGUCGAGAGGGCUACGAGCGACGGUGGGAGUGA
Messenger RNA from Periconia digitata, 1407 nucleotides. The record is from the annotation of a GenBank genome assembly. Lineage: Eukaryota; Fungi; Ascomycota; Dothideomycetes; Pleosporales; Periconiaceae.